CUACUGUCAAAGCUUCUUCCAGCCUGAGCCUUGUCCCUCCCUCUCCAUCCCUCUCCUCCGCACGAUCAUCAUCAGCCUCAACUUGUCGCUCGCCUGACAUCGCGCUUCGACACCCCUGCGCCGCGUCUCGCGUCCAUCCAACCCUCACAUUGGCUGCUGGCCGGAUCUCGUCGCUCCUGGCAGCCAAGUACGCGUUGAGUAGGGGCCCGCUCUGCGCAACAGCAACAAUUGCAUCACCAGACACAACCACGCGAUCCGCCACCCUCCCGCCGCUACAGCUCGAGUCUCGCCUUAUCCAUCUCCUUCUAGCCUCUCGUUCCCGACCCGUCACUGCAUAUAGUAUCGCAGGAACGAUCGACGCGCUGUCUCCACGACGCUCAUCAUGGCUGACGCGCCCAACACCAACGAUGAGCUCUACCCCAUCGCAGUCCUCAUUGACGAGCUCAAGCACGACGAUGUCAUCCUUCGCUUGAAUGCCAUUCACCGCCUUUCGACGAUUGCCCUCGCCCUCGGUGCCGAGCGCACGAGGGAAGAGCUCAUCCCGUUCCUGGAUGAAUCGGUUGAGGAUGAGGAUGAGGUCCUGGUUGCCCUGAGCGAGGAGCUGGGUAGCUUCAUCGAGUAUGUUGGGGGAUCUCAAUGGGGCCAUGUUCUGCUGUCGCCUCUGGAGAACUUGGCUGCCAUCGAGGAGCCCGUCGUACGGGACAAGGCCGUCGAGUCGCUCAACAAGAUCUGCGAAAGCCUCUCCUCUCAACAAGUCGAGGAAUACUUUAUCCCUCUCACGAUCCGACUGUCCAAAGCCGAUUGGUUCACGUCCAAGGUCUCCGGGUGUGGCCUCUACACCACCCCUUACAAAAAGGUUUCUCCGCCUGUUCAAGAGCAGCUCCGCCAACAGUUUGGGCUUUUGGUGCAUGACGAGACCCCCAUGGUUCGCCGCCAGGCCGCCACCAACAUGGCAAAGUUUGUCAAGGAGAUGCCUGCCGCCAUAGUCAUCGACGAAAUGAUACCCCUCUUCCAACACCUCGUCCAGGACGACCAGGAUAGUGUCCGGUUGCUCACCGUCGAGAUUCUCAUUUCCAUUGCGGAGGUCGUGCCCAAGGAGCAACAAUCCAGCCACGGCGUCCUCCUGACGUCACUGCGCAAUUUGAUAGAGGACAAGAGCUGGAGGGUUCGGUAUAUGAUUGCUGACAGGUUUGAAAAGAUUGCCAGAGCAGUCGAUGAGGAGGUCGUGUCCAGAGACCUGGUGCCCGCGUUCGUCAAGCUUCUGAAAGACAAUGAAGCCGAGGUGCGGACGGCCAUUGCUGGACAGAUUCCCGGGUUCUGCGCUCUCGUGGACAGGAACACACUCCUGAACGACAUCAUGGGCAGCAUUGAGGAUCUCGUGUCCGACACCUCGCAGCACGUACGUGCAGCACUUGGAACUCAAAUCAGCGGGCUGGCCCCGAUCCUGGGCAAACAAGAGACCAUCGACCACUUGCUCCCGAUGUUUGUGCAGAUGCUUAAGGACGAGUUUCCGGAGGUUAGGCUCCACAUUAUCUCGAAGCUUGAGCUCGUCAAUCAAGUUAUUGGCAUAGAUCAUCUUUCGCAGUCCCUACUGCCCGCUAUCGUGCAACUGGCAGAGGACAAGCAGUGGCGUGUUCGACUGGCUAUCAUCGAGUACAUUCCCCUCUUGGCCAGCCAGUUAGGCGUCAAGUUCUUCGACGAAAAGCUCAGCAACCUGUGCAUGGGCUGGCUGGGUGACACUGUGUUCUCCAUCCGAGAGGCCGCCACACACAACCUGAAGAAGCUAACUGAGGUAUUUGGUGUUGAGUGGGCAAGCGAGCAGAUCAUCCCCAAGGUAAUGGGCAUGGGCAGCCAUCCAAACUACCUAUACAGGAUGACCACCUGCUUCGCCAUCUCUACCCUGGCUACCGUGGUUAGUCUCGAUGUAAUUGCCAAAUCGAUCUUGCCCAUGCUUGACAAGAUGGUCGAUGACGACAUCCCCAACAUCCGGUUCAACGUGGCCAAGACAUACUCUGUCCUGAUCAGCGCUCUGCGUCGUCUGCCGGAAGAGGGCACCCUGUACUCGUUGGAGAAGGAGGGCGCUGAGAUCACGCCGUCUCCCCGCGGCAAUGAGCUUAUUCAGCAGCGGAUCUUGCCGAAUCUCACCAAGCUGCAGAAGGACGACGACGUAGAUGUGCGUUACUUUGCCACGACUGCGGCGGUGGAGGCGACGGGUGCCUCGGGGGGCGAGCCUAUGAGUACAUCACCAUAGAUGAGCGGCAAAAACAGAAGAGAAGUAAUGAAGCAAUCGAUUAUUGCCAUGACUAGAGUAAACAAAAUGGGACAAGACAUAUAUCUCUUGUUACUUCGUUUCUCCUCCGGGGGUGGAAGGCAGAUUAGCAGAAGUGCAAAGGGGCAUGUCUGUUCAAGACUCAUGUCGAUUUCAUUCAUAAGAGCAUUGACGCGUGAGCCUAGCUCUGUUGAGAGACGGAUCAAGGGACGUUGGAGCGUGAAGCCACCCAGCGGCGGCAGUACUCGCUCCGGUGAUGAGGGGUAUCAUGGUGCCGUGCGGCGUGUUCGUAGAAUCAAAUCUGAC
This is a messenger RNA of Purpureocillium takamizusanense, 2575 nucleotides long. It is a transcript of the gene TPD3, whose product is annotated as protein phosphatase 2A structural subunit. Lineage: Eukaryota; Fungi; Ascomycota; Sordariomycetes; Hypocreales; Ophiocordycipitaceae. Gene Ontology annotation, molecular function: protein phosphatase regulator activity. The transcript is spliced from 8 exons. The record is from RefSeq and is a predicted model, not a curated record. The coding region runs from base 383 to 2251 and encodes 622 amino acids. Gene Ontology annotation, biological process: protein dephosphorylation. Gene Ontology annotation, cellular component: protein phosphatase type 2A complex; cytoplasm.